CACCAAUUUUAACCUUUUUAGUACAAUCUUUCAUCCAAACACUCAACUUUUUUCUUUUAUUCUGUUCUUGUCUCAUUUGAUUCUGCUCAUCUUCAUCUUCAUCUUUUUUUUUUCAGUAUGGAACUUAAUAGCAGAAGCAAAUCUGUCAAAAUAUUUCUAUAAAGUUCUAAUCUUUUUGAUGUAACUUCAAAUGGGUGGCAUUCAAAUUUCUUAUUUGAUGCUGUUUUUAGCAUUAGUUUUCUCAUUUCUUGCUGCUGCUGAUGCUGCUAGUAGUGGAAAAAAUAACUCAACUGACUCACUUUGGCUUCUGAGGAUCAAAUCAGGGUUUGUUGAUCCUUUAGGUGUUCUGAAAAACUGGUCUGAAGAAACUGAAGUGUGCAGCUGGACUGGAAUUUUAUGUUCAGUUGAUCAAACUCAAGUUGUGGGGCUGAAUCUAACCAACUCAGGACUUUCAGGUUCUGUUUCGGACGAGCUUUCGAAUCUUUCAUCGCUUGAAAUUCUCGAUUUGUCUUUGAAUUUUCUCACUGGUGUAAUCCCUACUGGACUUGAAAAGCUUCAGAAUUUGAGGAUGCUGCUUUUGUAUUCAAAUUAUAUCUCCGGCGGAAUUCCUGAAGAUUUGUACUCUUUGAGGAAACUGCAAGUUCUGAGAGUUGGAGAUAACAUGUUGUUUGGUGAAAUUGCACCAGGUAUUGGAAAUUUGACUGAGCUGAGAAUUUUGGCUGUUGCUUUUUGCCAAUUUAAUGGAAGCAUUCCUGGUGAAAUUGGUAAACUGAAGAAUCUGGUGUCUCUUGACUUGCAGAAGAACAGCCUUAGUGGCCCUAUACCGGCGGAGAUUCAUGGCUGCAUAAAGCUUCAGAAUUUUGCAGCAGCAAACAACAGGCUUGAAGGGGAAAUUCCUGCUUCAAUUGGGAAGCUUAAAGCUCUUCAGAUAUUGAAUUUGGCUAAUAACAGUCUUUCAGGUUUUAUUCCUGCUGAAUUAAGUCAUCUCUCAAACUUGAAAUACUUAAAUUUGCUUCGAAACAGAAUGAGUGGUCAGAUUCCAUUGGAGCUUAACCAGUUGAUUCAGCUCGAAAAGCUCGAUUUAUCGGUAAAUAAUCUCUCAGGACCAGUACAUUUUUUCAGUUCCAGACUAACGAAUCUUCAAACGCUAGCUCUGUCCAAUAAUAAGUUCGUCGGUAGAAUUCCAAGCAAUUUCUGCUUCAAAAAUUCCAGUCUGCAGCAACUUUUCCUGAAUGGAAACAUUUUGUCUGGAAAAUUUCCUUUAGAGCUAUUAAAUUGUUCAUCUCUGCAGCAGCUAGACCUCUCUGAUAACAACUUCGAAGGAGAAUUGCCAUCCAGCCUCGACGAACUUGAAAAUCUCACAGAUCUUAAGCUCAACAAUAACAGUUUUCACAGCAAAUUGCCUCCUCAAAUUGGGAACAUGAGUAACCUGGUGAAUCUUUACCUGUUUGAUAAUAUGUUUACAGGGAAACUUCCAGCAGAAAUUGGCAAGUUACAGAGAUUAACUUCUAUUUAUCUUUAUGAUAACAUGUUUUCAGGGAAAAUUCCAAGGGAGCUAACGAACUGCACAAGUUUAACACAACUUGAUUUUUUCGGAAACCAUUUCAACGGCUCCAUUCCUCCAACUAUCGGGAAACUUAAGAAUCUGAUUGUUCUUCAGCUGCGGCAGAAUGACUUGUCAGGUCCGUUGCCUCCGAGUCUAGGCUACUGCAGAAAACUUCAGGUAGUAGCAUUGGCAGAUAACAAAUUUUCUGGUUCAUUGCCACCAACAUUUAGGUUCCUUUCAGAAUUGUACAAAAUUACUCUUUACAACAACUCCUUUGAAGGCCCUCUUCCUUCGUCUCUCUCCCAUCUUAAAAACCUGCAAAUUAUCAAUUUUUCGCAUAAUAGAUUUAGCGGAAGCAUUUCGCCUCUCUUGGGUUCUAAUUCUUUGACAGCCUUAGACUUAACCAACAAUAGUUUCUCAGGCACCAUUCCUGAUAGAUUAGCUUUGUCAAGAAAUUUAACGCGUCUUCGUCUAGCACAUAAUCACCUUACAGGCAACAUUCCGGAAGAUUUUGGCCAGCUCAACCAGAUAAGGUUUCUGGAUUUAUCAUUCAACAAUAUGAGUGGAGAUGUGGUGCCUCAACUUUCAAAUUGUCGAAAACUUGAACAUUUUCUACUAAGUAAUAACCAUCUUACAGGAACUAUGCCUUCUUGGUUAGGAAGUUUAGAACAACUUGGAGAGUUGGAUUUUUCAUCCAAUAACUUCCAUGGAGAAAUACCUGCAGAACUCGGAAACUGUUCGAGAUUACUCAAGCUUUCUCUUCAUAGCAACAAUCUUUCAGGGAAGAUUCCUGACGAAAUCGGAAACCUCACUUCUCUCAAUGUCCUGAACCUUCAUAGAAACAGCUUUUCUGGCUCGAUCCCUUCAACAAUUCAGGACUGCAAAAAGCUCUUCGAACUGAGGCUUUCAGAAAAUUUCCUGACAGGUUCAAUACCGUCGGAGCUCGGAAAGCUGACGGAAUUACAAGUAAUCAUGGAUCUCAGCAAGAACUCUCUCUCUGGCGAAAUUCCAUUUUCACUCGGAAAUUUAGUGAAACUAGAGAGAUUAAACCUCUCUUUCAAUCACUUCCAAGGAGAAAUACCCUUUUCACUAGGAAAGCUGACAAGCCUCCACAGACUAAACCUGUCGAACAAUAACUUCCAGGGCAAGAUUCCUCCAACUUUUUCAGGAUUCCCGCUGAGUUCAUUCAUGGGUAAUAGCAAAUUAUGUGGCCCACCAUUAGUAUCUUGCCUGGAAUCAAGGGAUCAAGAAAAAAAUAGCCUUUCAAAUACUGCUGUUGUUGGUAUUAUAGUGGCCAUUGUCUUUACUUCCACACUAAUUUGCUUACUGAUGAUCUAUUUGAUGGUGAGAAUCUGGAGUAACUGGCGAAGAAGAGUGUCGAUAUCGAGCUUGGAUAACGGUUACGGUUUCGGAUUUGAACAGAAAAGAAGUGAAGGAGAGAUCAAAUGGGGUUGUGGAGAAGAGAAGAAGAGGAGGAAUGGUGAAUAUUGGAAAGUGAACUCUAUGGCUAUAGUGACUCCACACGAUAAGCAAAUUUCAAGAACUUGCAUUUUUCAUAUCAAAGAUACAGAAUCUGCAGGGAAUACAAUGGCUUGAUGAGAAGAUACAUAUUUUUUGGUUUGUUUUAUUCCAAUUUUUAGAGGAAUUAUGUUUGUAUAAUGUAGAAAAAUACCUUAUUGCUCUGCUAGUAUAUGGCUUAACUUUGUAAUCUUAACUGUUCAAAAAUUUAAAAGACAAUUUCAUGUAAA
Mercurialis annua (annual mercury) is the source of this 3294-nucleotide messenger RNA. RefSeq names its product LRR receptor-like serine/threonine-protein kinase GSO1. NCBI's taxonomy places the organism in Eukaryota, Viridiplantae, Streptophyta, Magnoliopsida, Malpighiales, Euphorbiaceae. The record is from RefSeq and is a predicted model, not a curated record. Bases 191 to 3142 code for a protein of 983 amino acids. Gene Ontology annotation, molecular function: protein binding. The transcript has a single exon.